Peniophora sp. CBMAI 1063 is the source of this 3327-nucleotide messenger RNA. The record is from the annotation of a GenBank genome assembly. NCBI's taxonomy places the organism in Eukaryota, Fungi, Basidiomycota, Agaricomycetes, Russulales, Peniophoraceae.
AUGAAGAACAUAUUCAAUUUCAAUCGGCUGUCAAGGCCGCCUUCCGCCACUCCUUCACCGGCGCCGGCGUUAACACCAGCAGCACCGGUCGCGAACACUCUCGUGCACACGACUCACCUUCAGCCGAAGUACACCGUUCCGGCUGUCCCACAUCCACGCCCGCACGAUCAUAUCGCUAUAUUGGCUACCCCAGAUGCUUUAUUACUCAAACCCCAUCUCAAUGGCUCGAAUCAGUCACAUCCUUAUGUUUCCAUAUCGUAUGGCAAACAGUAUAAAGUUGAGGAGCGGGAGGAUACCGGAGAAGGGCACGGGGCAGAAUGGGCUUCUGCCGCAGUCGUGUACGGAAUCGUAGGCAUAAUAGACCUGUAUACCACAUCAUACCUGCUUGUAAUAUCUUCGAAGGCCGAUGUUGGCUCUGUACUGGAUCCCGCACAUGCAGUUCAUGCUGUCAAGAAUGUGGCGGCUAUUCCUCUCGUCUUCGAUCGUGCCCUCAAGGUCCUGUCUGCGUUGGCAUCCAAGAACGUGACAACGGCCCGCCCGUCGCUUCUCCCUACGCCUUCGACCGGGGAUGGCUUUGAAGGGAUACCAGUUGAAGAAGCUACGCCACUGGCGGCCUCAGAGCCUCGUGUCAAGUUUGUAGACGAACCUGAGGUCAAGACCUUGACACCUUCGGCAACCGAUCAGACUUUCAACCUCACCAUCCCGGAUCGUCCUGCUUCCCCCGUCAGCAGUAUGGCGUCUAGCAUCUCCAGCCUGAAUUCUGGUGCAACCACGCCUACCAGCGAGAAUAGCCCUUCGACUACGACGCUUGCGAAGACGCUGUCAGACCGCCUGUCGUUCUGGCAGCGUCCCAUACGUCGUUUCUCCGGCGGGCCUGAUUCUCCCGCCUCAGCACAGCCAGGAAUGCAGAGCCUUGCAGCUGCUGUCGAAGCCAACAAUCAGUCCACCGACGCCCUUAGCGACAAGGAAGAUGAACUUCAGGCUCUGAUCGCGACGCCCGCACCAACCCCCGUGACUGAAGAAGAGAAGAAUAGGCAACUCGAGGAGAAGAUCUUGCGCCAGACUGUGAAGGACUACGCAAGAGGCGAAAUGUACUUCGCAUACGACUUCGAUCUCACACGCUCGCUUCAGCAUAAGCAGGACCUGCUCUGCCAUGUAGCCACGAGUGCUAAUGUGGGAGACGAGGUUGAUGUCACCGCCGAACCGACGCCCGCCUUACCUCUAUGGCGCCGUGUCGAUCGACAGUUCUGGUGGAACGAGCAUCUCAUGCGGCCCUUCACGGAGGCUGGAUUGCAUGCAUACGUUCUCCCUCUCAUGCAGGGCUACGUGCAGGUGUCAACCUUUGCAGUACCGCGCGAGCCGGAGGUCAAUAUGGGCGAGGAGGGAGAUGCCGCAGUGGUCGAUUACAUGAUCAUAUCGCGUAGAAGUCGGGAACGUGCUGGCUUGAGGUAUCAGCGCCGCGGGAUCGACGACGAUGCAAGGGUUGCCAACUUUGUGGAGACGGAGGCGAUCACUCGCAUCAAUCGUGAGGGGGUCACAAACGUCUUCAGCUAUGUGCAGAUUCGCGGAUCCAUACCGUUGUACUGGACGCAGUCGGGCUACAGCCUGAAGCCUCCACCACAGUUGGAGCCUUCCCAGACUCAUGCGCAGAACCUCUCGGCACUCAAGCGACACUUCGAGCGGACUGUUCCUGCAUAUGGUGCCGUCACUAUAGUCAACCUUGCAGAACAGCAUGGAAAGGAAGGACAAGUGACGUGCGCAUAUCGCGACUAUGUGGCCGAGGCGGAUGUCCCGGACGUCAAGUACUGCGAGUACGACUUCCAUGUAGAGACGAAAGGGAUGAAGUAUGAGAACAUUCAGAAAUUAAUCACUGACCUUGAACGUACCUUCGAGUCGCAAGGAUACUUCUGGGUGUCGGAUCGACAUAUCCUCUGUCGGCAGACCGGCGUCUAUCGUGUGAACUGUAUUGACUGCCUCGAUCGCACCAACGUUGUCCAGUCCGCCUUUGCACGAUACGUGCUGAAUAGGCAGCUUCUAGCGCUCGCGCUGUUCAACCCGGAGAGUGGACGGUCGGACGUCGAUGUAGUCUUCAACGAUGUAUGGGCGAACAACGGCGAUGCUAUCAGUAGAGCAUAUGCUGGAACUUCUGCCUUGAAGGGAGACUUCACGCGCACGGGCAAGCGCGAUCUGGGUGGCAUGCUGAACGACGGCAUGAACUCACUUGCGCGAAUGUACGCUUCGACAUUCAGCGACUGGUUCUGUCAGGCAGUCAUCGACUAUAUGCUCGGAUACCGUACUCUGGCUGUCUUUGGCGAGUUCUUGAAUAAGCUUGCGAGCACUGAUCCGCGCGAGCUCAUCCGCCUGGGUCGCAUCCGAGCUGAAGCUGUCGCUACGAGUGUGGCUCGUGUACUUCCGGAAGGAGAAGGCUUGCUGAGUGGCUGGACGCUUCUCUCGCCUGCUGAACUCAACACGAAGACUGGGGAGAAGUGGGAGGAGAAGGUUUUGCUCGUGACAAGGAAAGCGCUCUAUAUCGUGAGCUACGACUACAACUUGGAGAAGGUCCAGAUGUAUACUCGUGUUCCACUCGCUGAUAUCAUCGAGAUUCAGAAAGGCGCCUAUAUUCUAUCUCCGCUUCAAGAAGCGUCAAGAGACCCGAUACAGAAUGCUGGCUUCAUCGUACGCUGGCACACACCAGCCAGUACCACUCGUGUGACCUCUUACUCAUUACGGAACUCCCUCGACACGCCUCCGCCGCCUUUAUCUCCGAGCGUUCGUGACGCAUUCCCGUCACCUCCGACCACACCCAAGGCUCGAAUGUCCUUCGGCAGUCCGCCAACCUCGCCCUCUCCUCUCAAUCCCGACUCCACACCCAAGAAGGAAUCGACCUCUGAAGCCGACGAGUCCACAUCGGCGGCAAAGCCUACGCUCGUGCGUGCAUUAUCACGCCGGUCCAUGGCGCUAGGUAUCGGGGCACCUCGUCUAUCAAACCUCCUCGCCGGUGCGGCCCCCGCGCCGGACACGAAGACCACGUUUGCGGCUUUCAAGGCACUGCCUGUUGACCCCGCGCGAUCGCGCCGUGGAAGCGCAUUCAGCGAGCCUGCCGAUGAGCUCGCGGGCGCGGCUACGUGCCAAGAUGCGGUGGAGCUCAUGGUCAACGUGAUUCGCGGCGCGUGCGAAGACAUAGGAGGCGGACGUUCGAUUGAGGGGCGCACGGACGCGUUCGUCAAGGAUGCUGACAUCGUCGGGUUGGCGGAAGCGCAGCGUAUGACAACGGUGUACGCGAAGAUGGAGUAUGGAUUGAAGCGACUAUUGUGGCUCGGCGGAUAA